Molecule: messenger RNA, 1583 nt
Organism: Striga asiatica
Lineage: Eukaryota; Viridiplantae; Streptophyta; Magnoliopsida; Lamiales; Orobanchaceae
Source: the annotation of a GenBank genome assembly
CUCGAAUCUCCUAAUCGAGCUCUGCCAUCUCUCUGUCUCUCUCUCUGCCUUUGUAGAGAGAUAAACCACUGUUCAGAGGUAUCGGAUCUUGUCUUCUCAGGCAUCCUCUGCAGGUUGGUAGAGAAUAGACAUACGAACAUAGUGUAACCAGUCAUGGGAUCCGGAAAGGAAAUUGUUGAUCUUUCGGAUUCUAUUGUAUCAGAAAGGGAAAAUUUCUACCUUUCUGGACCUCUGCACCUGACGACAGUCGAUUGGUCGAAUCCCGACCACCGGAGGUCGAUCUCUGCCUGCCUUGUCCAGUCCGUCUACAUCCUUGAACGCGACCGUCAAGCAAACCGGGCCGGGCCCCACGCCCUCGCCCCUCCUUGGUUCGAAACCUUCGGCUUCCAACUGUACCGCCAGCUCAUCGACAACACCGACUCCUCCAUAUUCGGCGCCAUCUUCCGCCUCCCCGACCACCACCCCCCGGCCCCCCGCCACGUCAUUGCCUUCCGCGGCACCAUCACCAAAGGGAACGCGUUCACGCGCGACCUCGAGCUCGACAUCCACGUCGUCAGAAAUGGGCUCCACCAAACGUCUCGUUUCGAGACCGCCAUACAAGCCGUCCGCCACGUCAUCGCGACUUUCGGAAGCUCAUCAGGCGUAUGGCUCGCCGGCCACUCCUUGGGGGCCGCCAUGGCGCUUCUCGCCGGAAAAAACACGGCCAAGACCGGAACUUUCCUCGACUCCUUCCUUUUCAACCCUCCCUUCUUUUCGGCACCGAUCGAAACCAUCAAGGACAAAAAGGUGAAGCACGGGAUACGUUUCGCCGGGAGCGUGAUCACAGCCGGGCUAGCGUUCGCGAUGAAAAACAACAUAAUCAAUACGAAUCAUAAUAAUAAUGGUAAUAAUCGUAAUAAUAAUAGUUUCGAGGCUUUGGUCGGGUGGUUUCCGGGGCUUUUUGUGAACUCGUCGGACCAUAUAUGUUCGGAGUAUGUUGGGUAUUUCGAGCAUAGGGAAAGGAUGGAGGAGAUUGGGGUUGGGAAUAUCGAGCGGCUGGCGACACAGCACUCAAUCGGGGGAUUGCUGUUGAGUGCGGUGGGGAAAAGGCCAGUGGAGGAGCCUCUGCAUUUGUUGCCGUCGGCUAUUUUGUCGGUUAACCGGAAUCCGGCGAGGGACUUUAAGGAUGCACAUGGGAUUCAUCAGUGGUGGAGGGAGGGCCUGUGCUUGGAGACCAAAAGGUACAGCUUUAGAUGACAAGAGAUUAUGAAAUACGAAGUGGUGCUAAUUGUUUUUUCUUUUUUCUUUUCUUUUCUUGUUUUGGGGUUGAGAUUUGGGGUUGGGAUUUGGAAUUGUUGUGUCAUGUGUGCAUGUAUUGGUUAUGAUUGAGUGUGAAUUUGAGGACUUUUAUCACCUGUGAUGUAUUGGGCUUUGGUGUUGGGAAGGCCCAAUCAAGUAAUGGUAGAUGCAUAAGCCCAUUUUGAAAACCUGUGUAUUGGUGAAUUCAACAAUGCACUGGUAUUCAUUUUGGAAUAAAGAGUACAUAGAAAAAGAAGAGUCCGUGCUUUGUAGUGGUGAUUGGCCAUAUAAAUUAUUUUUUACAC